GCAGGUUUCGCAAGGCACCGGAGGAACCAUCGUACUCAAUGACCUUCCAGCGCGAUGUCCGAUCGUCUGGGGCAGACAGCAAAGGGGAAGGAUGGAAAAAAGUAUUCAUCGCUCAACCUGUUUGACACAUACAAGGGGAAGUCCUUAGAAGUCCAGAAGCCCACAGUAGCCCCUCGCCAUGGCCUGCAGAGUCUGGGGAAAGUUGCUAUCGCUCGGCGCAUGCCGCCGCCCGCCAACCUGCCGAGCCUGAAAGCGGAGAACAAAGGCAAUGACCCCAACGUCUCACUAGUGCCGAAAGACGGGACAGGAUGGGCAAGCAAGCAGGACCAGCCCGACCCAAAGAGUACCGAUGCCUCAGCAGCUCCGCCGCCGGAGUCGCAGUCACAGCCGGCUUCACAGACGCCUGCCUCCAACCAAGUGAAACGCCCCCCAGCACCCCCCGAGAAUCCCCCCACAGCAGCAGGCGGGGUAAAGUCUUGGGCUCAGGCCAGCGUUACCCAUGGAGCGCAAGGAGAUGGUGGAAAGGGAUCAAACCUACUGUCGCGAUUCUCUCGCGAGGAAUUUCCGACCCUGCAGGCGGCUGGCGACCAGGACAAGGUUGGCAAAGAAAGGGACACUGCCGAUGCGUCGUAUGGGCCAGGACCAAACCUCCGCCCCCAGAAUGCGACGAGCUGGCGGGAUGGAGGCGGGCGGGGUGCUGAUGGGGAGCUGGUGCCCGAGGAGCGCCCCGGAGCUGGCCCGCAGCCCUCUGGGCCCCCCCAGUUCCCUCCCUACCGGGGGAUGAUGCCACCAUUUAUGUACCCCCCGUACCUCCCGUUCCCGCCUCCAUAUGGGCCUCAGGGACCUUACCGCUACCCCACCCCAGAGGCACAGAGGCACCCCCGGCUCGCAGGCCCCCGCUCCUCCCACCCCAUGCGCGUGUCGGAGCCCAUCAGCCGCCCACCCGUGCUAAAGCAGGAUGACCUCAAGGAGUUCGACGAGCUGGACCAGGAGAAUGAUGAAGGCUGGGCAGGUGCCCACGAGGAAGUGGACUAUACAGAGAAGCUGAAAUUCAGCGACGAAGAAGACGGCAAAGACUCGGACGAAGAGGCAACGGGUGAAAAAGAGAAGGAGGCGGAGCCAGCAGGUGAGGCCAAGAAAGGUGCUGGCCUGGCUGAGGCUCCUCCCCCAGCGAAGGCAGCCUGGGCUGAGACCUCACGCGUUCCCGAGGGCCCCAAGCAGCCAGCCCCACCUCCCCCCACACCCCGGCCCCCCCCACCUCCACCCCCAAAUCGGGGCAACUGGGGGCAGCCCAACGACUUCCCGGGACGAGGCCCGCCAGAGGACGAGGAUGAGGCGUGGCGCCAGCGACGGCGCCAGUCGUCGUCGGAGAUCUCAGCGGCUGUGGAGCGAGCACGGCGCCGCCGUGAGGAGGAGGAGCGCCGCAUGGCUGAGGAGCGCCGGGCCGCCUGCGCCGAGAAGCUCAAGCGCCUGGAUGAGCGCUUCGGCGCCCCCACCCGGCGCCCCAAAGCUGAGAGCCCCCGGGCCCCGCCUCCACCAGCUCUGCCCCCUGCUCCUGCCACCCCGGCCACUGCUGUCGUUGUCACCACCGCUGCCACCCCGGACACCACCGCCGCCCCAGCGCCUGCACCGCCUGCCGCCCCGGAGAUCAAGGAGGAGGCGGCUCCCAGCACUACAGUCGCAGAGGCUGCCCCAGUUGAGCCCCCUCCAGCUCCACCACCAGCUCCAGCACCCCCGAAGGAAACCUUGGAGGUGCCUGAAGACCCAGUGCCAGCUCCAGCCCUGACCCCGGCUCCAGCUCCGGCCCCAGUCCUGGUUCCAGCCUUGGCCCCGGUUCUGGUUCCGGCCCCAGUUCCUGUUGCUGCCCCUGCUGCCCCAAAACCAGAGCCCAAAGCUGAGCCCCCAGGGCCCCAGCGCCAGCCACCCCCAGCCCAGCCCUUGGGUUAUCCCAAGUACCAGAAGUCCCUGCCGCCUCGUUUCCAGCGACAGCAGCAGGAGCAGCUGCUGAAGCAGCAGCAGCAGUGGCAACAGCAGCAGCAGCACGCGGCUGGUGCAGGAGGAGCCAUGCCGGCCUCCCCCCAGCAGGCGGGCCCUCCCCUGGGCCCUCCGGUGGCACCAGCCACGGCUUCCUCCCAGCUCCCUGGGCCCCCACAAGCCCCACCGCAAGCUGCGCCCCCGCAGGCCCCACCCCCCAAGGCCCUAUACCCUGGGGCCCUGGGGCGGCCCCCACCUCUGCCCCAGAUGAACUUUGACCCACGCUGGAUGAUGAUCUCGCCCUACAUGGACCCGCGGGUGAUGCAAGGCCGACCGCCUGUGGACUUCUACCCGCCUGGCGUGCACCCCUCCAGCCUGUUGCCCCGGGAGCGUUCAGACAGUGGUGGCUCAGGCUCGGAGCCCUUCGAGAGGCACCCGGGACCCCCGCUGCUACCCCGGGACCGAGGGACCCCCCCUGGCGAGCCCAAGCUGGCCUGGGGAGGUGAUGCCUUCCCUGGCCCUGAGCCCCGGGGCCUCGCCUCCCCACUACGCCCACCUGAGGAGGAUGACAAGGGCCUGCGGAGCGAGACUCCGCCUGUGCGCCCACCCACCUAUGUGGGUGCCUACCAGGCCUUCGGCGAGAAUGGAGCACCGGCAUCCCUGCCCCGCUUCUCCAGCGACGAGCCUCGUCCUGGGGGGCCUUGGCCGGCGGGCCUGGCACUGCCCUCUGGCCCCCCUCCAGCCCCCCCAGAACCUGCCCGCAAUGGCCCAGCCCCAGACAAGGACUCCAGGCCUGACCUUGAGGACCCCUCUCAGGUGGCCAAGAAGCUGCCUGCUGAGCCAGCAAAAGAGGAGGCUCCAGUGGCAGUCACCAAAGUCUCAGAGCCUCCCCGGCGCCCGCCCCGCCAGACCCAUGACUUCCAGCGGGCACCGCGACGUGAGCCCAAGACGGAGACCCGUUGGGGGCCACGCCCAGGUGCUUCCCGGCGCCCCGAAGACCCUGACAGGCCCCCGCGUCGUGCUGGGCCCAUUAAGAAACCUCCCCCAGUGAAGGAAGAGGUCCCCAAAGACGCCAAGGAACCAGAGGCAGUGGCGGUGCCAGCAGUGCCCAAAGAGUCAGCCAAGCCAGGCCGCGAUCCCAAACCCAAAGUGGCUGUGAACGGUGCCCUACCAGUGCCUCCUAAAGACCCAUCGGGGAUCUCUGCUUCACCCACCCGCCGCCGCCGGGAACCCCCCUAUGCGCGUGUAGAGCGGGGGGGGGGUUUGGGGAGCCGCGGGCGAGCCCGGGGCAGGGGCGAGUACUUCGCCCGUGGGCGCGGCUUCCGCGGAGCCUAUGGGGGGCGCGGGCGGGGAGGUGGGCGCGGCCGCAGCCGGGAAUUUAGAAGCUACCGGGAGCCUUUCUAUCGGCCAGAGGAGACAAUUGGUGGAGGAGUAGGAGGUGGAGGGGGGCCAGCUGUGGCCCCUGGCAGUGCCACGCGGCCACGCACAACCAGCGAGACCCGGAGCGAGGGAUCUGAGUAUGAGGAGAUCCCCAAGCGGAGGCGCCAGCGGGGCUCAGAGACUGGCAGUGAGACCCACGAGAGUGCCAGCGACGUGGCUCAUUCAGAUAAAGAGGCGGCCACCCCAGCCCAGCACCAGCCGCCACCAUCGGUAGCAGUGGCAGGAGGGGGAAUGGCAACCAAGGGGGACAGGAACCGAAGCUCUGUGGCCUCGCAGCCACCUCCUGGGUUACCCCGCUUCUCUGACAAAGUGCCGCCGCGCCUCUCAGAUGGGGGCGGCAGCCGUGCAGGGGGGGGUGGCAGCCGUGGUGGGCGUGUCUUCACACCCCGUGGUGUCCCCUCACGCCGGGGCCGAGGCGGUGGUGGUGGGCGGCCCCCUCCUGGUGGAGCCUGGAGCCCUGCAGGAACCAAGAUCAAGCCUGGUAAAGAUCCAUCACCACCUGACAAGGACAAGGCUCCUGAAGACCUUGCAAAGAUGGUGGGGCCACCACCAGGCCCUGGCUUUGAGCGCCCGCCCCGGAGAAGACGUCAUGGGAGAUCCCAGCAGCAGGACAAGCCCCCCCGGUUCCGGCGACUGAAGCAGGAGAGAGAGAACGCAGCCAGGCUUAAUGGGACUGGGGGGCACCCUUACCCCCCGGCACCAGCCCCUGUUUCCGGGCCUCCGGUUGAGGAGGUGGCGGUGGCAGCCAUGGUGGCCAAAAAUGCUGCUGCUCGCCGGGCCAAAUCCCCCGAUCUCUCCAACCAGAACUCGGACCAGGCCAAUGAGGAGUGGGAAACAGCCUCAGAGAGCAGUGACUUUGCUGAGCGCCGCGGAGGCGCUGAGAAAGACCCGGCUCCUGGAGGGCCUCCAGCUCAGACCUUCAAGGGGAAUUCGGGGCCCAGUGGGGGAGGCGGGGGCACCAUCGGGCCUGCCCCUGGAGCCCGGGCACCCGGUGCUGACCUGAGCCUGGCCCAGCGUAAGGAGAUGUCCAAGCGCAGCUUUUCUAGCCAGCGCCCCGGCAUGGAGCGACAGAACAGGCGCUCAGGGCCCGGACCUGGCGGGGGCAGGGCUGGAGGCUGUGGAGGGCCUGGAGGAGGGAGAGGAGACAAGAGGAGCUGGCCCUCGCCCAAGAACCGUGGGCGCCCGGCUGAGGACCACUCCCCAGGCCUGGGCCUGGCACCGGCCCCCAAUGCCGUAUAUUGCUUGGACCGCGUCAUUCCCAGCGACCCGGCCGGCAUCCAGCAGGCCCUGGCUGAGCUUGGUGCCCGCCAUGGCACCCGCGCCAAGGCCCCUGCCCCACCUGCCACCACCACCUCUCCGGGGCCACCCUUUGCCCCUGCCACCACUGCCCCCCCUGGCGGCCCCACGCUGCCCCUGGGGCACUUUGAGAGGGGCAGCAGGGGCAUCAGCACAGACUCUCGGUUCCUGGACAAGCCACAGCUGCUGCGCUCUGGCCCCCUGCGUGACCCUGCUGGGGUUAGCAGCCUCCUAGCCAAGCCCCGGCACCCGCCAGCCAAGCCUGAGGACCCCCUGGGCUAUCCCCACGGCUCUGUGUUUCCCGAGACCAAACCGGAUCCUCCCGGCCCAGAACAGAGAGGCCGCGGGGCCUCAGCCGAGGGGCUGGCACCCCAGAUCUGGAGCCGCCUGCAGACCAAUGCCACCAGGAAAAGCUACCGCCCAGGCUCUGUGGAGCCCUGGAUUGACCCCUUGAAUGCCUUCGAAGACAUCGCCAGCACCGAGAUGAGCCAGUCAGACAGCGGUGUGGACCUGAGCAGCGACUCGCAGGCCUCCUCAGCUGCCUGCAGCCAGCGCAGCUCCCCUGAUGGGGGCCUUAAGGGGGCUCCUGAGGCCGGCCCGGGGGGUAAACGGCCCGGGGACCCCCUGGCCCCCGGCCCAGAGGGGGCCGAGCCCAAAGAGCAGAGACGGAGGCUGCCAGGCAGGGACAAAAAGGCCCUGCCCCGUGACCCCCCACCCGACCCCAUCGGCACAGAGCGGUCACAGCGAGCCCGGGAGGCCGGGGAAGGGGUGGGGCCCCCCGAGGCUCCACCCCCCCGUGAGCCCUCAGCACCCCCUAUCCAAUUUGGAGUCAGCGACAAGGAUACGGAUCUCCGGCUGCUGCCGAGCGACACAGGCAAAGCCAGCAAAGAGACUCCACCCCCUGGUCCUACCCUGGUCCCACCCAGUGGUGAUACGCUGGACUCUGGCCCCCGUGACUGGGAACUCCUAGCACCCCCCAGUGAGCCCAAGGCCUCAGCUCCUGGCCCAGGCACUGGGCCCCAUGGACUCCCCGCAGAGACCCCAGCGUUCUCAGGUGAAAGGGGGCAAAACCAGCGCCUCUAUCCUGAGCUCUUCUACAGCAACCAGGUUCAGGUGUCCAGCGCCCCCGUGGACUCCCAGCUGGGAAGUGGCAGCAGUUUCCGCCCGGGCACCCCAUCGCUAAACCCAUACAGGUCGCAGCCCUUGUACCUCCAGCCCAGCCCAGCACCCGCCUCGGCACCCACCCCAGUGCUGCCUGGCUCGGCCCUGCUGUCGGGGCUGCCACUCAAGGGCCCUUUCAUGGAGUUCCCAGCCCUGCCAGGGCCUGAGCUGGCCAAGCUACCAGGGGCUGGGCUGCUCUACCCACCCGCCCCCUCCUUCAUCUACAACCCACCCUUCUGCAGCAGUCAGCUGCCCCCUGAGCAGCCCUUGCUCCAGGUGCGGCAGGAACUGACACCCCCCUCAGACUUCUACCCGGGUGCCCUCCCCCAAGGCAGCCAGAGCAGCUUCCUGCCCCCGGCUGGCCCCACCCAGCAGGUGUUGCUGCCCAUGGUGGACUUCAGCUCAGGAGGGCCGGCACCAGGGCCUCCACCACCACCCCCCAUGCCCCUGGUGCCCCUAGCCCAGGCCCUGCGGCCCCCACCAGGGCAGUUACCGCCUGGGCGCCUGGUACCCUCGGCCGUGAGGCCCUUCCCACCCGGUGUGGGGCGCGCCGAGUUGCAUCCUCUGGACAUGAAGCAGUUCGAAUACCGCAAGCCGGGCACCACGGGGGGCAGCCCCUUCACCACCAGGCUGAAGACCCCAGGGCCCGGCUAUGGGGGCAGCUUCCGGACCCCCCGCUACGACUUCGGCCCGCCGGUGUCACAGGCGGAUGGCCCCCCCUCGGUCCCCAGGCCCCGGGGACGCCCCCCUCGGGGGACAGGCCUGAUCCCAGCCUGGCCCCCCCCCGCUAAGCUGGGGCCUGGGGGUCACAAAGGGGGUGGAGCCUGA
Alligator sinensis (Chinese alligator) is the source of this 6699-nucleotide messenger RNA. RefSeq names its product proline rich coiled-coil 2A (gene PRRC2A). NCBI's taxonomy places the organism in Eukaryota, Metazoa, Chordata, Crocodylia, Alligatoridae. Gene Ontology annotation, biological process: cell differentiation. The record is from RefSeq and is a predicted model, not a curated record.